AUGGACACGCAGGACUGGACAGUGUCACUGGCAUUUGGUCUGCCUUUCUGGCUUAGUGUCAUCGACUCAACUGGUUGGACAUGGACGAACGGGCCCCUUCAUGUCGGUGGCGAUGGCACAACGACAUGCCUAUUAGACUCUACAGUAAGCGACGACAAGGGCUUCUCGACAGGGGGAGCGAUCGGCGUCGCCUUCGGCUCCCUCUUCCUCGGACUCCUUGUGGGCUUAGUGGGGGCGUUCUUCUUCUUCCGCCGGCGUGAACAGCGCUACGGCACCGGAGCAGUCGCACUCCGGCGCAAGUCUCUGGAGCCGCUCGACCCUUCCAUGCACGGCCUCACCCACCCAUCUUCCAGCGCUUCGAGCACCUUCCCAAGCCGCGGCGGCCCCCACGACAUCGAACCCUUCAUCCUCCCGCCCACUCCCGGCCUCGACGACUUCUCGCCAAACUCCACGACGGGGCUGUUCCCCCACCGCCGCUCGGCGCAAGCCACCACCUCGUCCUUGGGAUCAGAUCGCAACGACCCUUCGAGCCCCCGCCAUGAACACUCCUCGAGCCUAGGCACGCUCGGCGGCCAGCAGUCUCCCACCACGACCGUCACGCCCAGUGUCCGCUCGCCAGUCGCCCCCUCGCCUUCAGGUCAACAGGUGUAUGUCGUCCACCACGACGCGGGUCGUCCCCCACCCGUGACCGUGUUCACGUCUGACGGGACACAGGUGGUCGAGCUCCCGCCGCAGUACGAGUCCGCAGCGCAGUCUUCAAAUCCGCCGGGGCCGGGACGCCCGCCUCAGGCGCUGCCGCCGCCGCCGGAUGGGCAGAGAAGACAGCCACGGCCGCUGGUGGCAAAACAGGGACGGAUGCCCUCGAAUAGCGACCCUUCGCCGUCGAGGUCGUAG
This is a messenger RNA of Dichomitus squalens LYAD-421 SS1, 894 nucleotides long. RefSeq lists its product as uncharacterized. The coding region runs from base 1 to 894 and encodes 297 amino acids. Lineage: Eukaryota; Fungi; Basidiomycota; Agaricomycetes; Polyporales; Polyporaceae. The transcript is spliced from 3 exons. The record is from RefSeq and is a predicted model, not a curated record.